GCCCCGGACUCGGUAGGCUCCGCGCACCGCGCUCUCCCCCGCCUACUGGCCCUUGAGAGCUGCGCUCCCGGCUGACUCUGGGACGCCGCACUCCCCGCUGCUGCCACGGCCAGCACGGGUGCCACGCGCCGCCACCGCCGCUGCCGAGCCGCCACCACUCGCUCGCCGCCCACCAUGGCCCCGCAGCAAACAGGUAGCAGGAAGCGGAAAGCACCCGCCAUCGAGGCGGCCGCCGCGAGCUCGUCGUUGAAGGGCGCGGAGGCGGGGGCGGACCGCGAGGGCCCGCUGCUGCCCAAGAAGCAAAAGCGGCCAGCAACGCGGCGCUCGCUUCUGCACUACUUGAAGGGCCGCGAGGUGGGCGCGCGGGGGUGCGCGGGGAUUCCGGGCUUCCACGGCAAGCUGCGCGGCUACGCGGUGCAGAAGCUGCCCGAGCUGCUGCGCGAGCGGGAGCUGGCCCUAGGCACCCUCAACAAGGUGUUCGCUUCACAGUGGCUGAACGCCAGGCAGGUGGUGUGCGGCACUAAGUGCAACACGCUCUUCGUAGUGGACGUGCAGUCGGGCCAGAUCACGCGCAUCCCAAUGCUGCGGGACCGAGGAGCGGGACUUGCCCGGGCCCAGCCGAGCUGUGGUAUCCACGCCAUCGAACUGAAUCCCUCCCAGACGUUUCUGGCCACCGGGGGCGAGAACCCCAACAGCCUGGCUGUCUACCAGCUACCCACCCUGGACCCCUUGUGCCUGGGUGACCGCCAGGGCCAUAAGGACUGGAUCUUCGCCAUCGCCUGGAUGAGUGACACAGUGGCUGUGAGCGGUUCCCGCGACGGCACUGUGGCGCUAUGGAGGAUGGAUCCCGAUACAUUCACUGGCAGCAUCGCCUGGCACAACGACGCGGGGCUCCCGGUGUAUGCCCACAUCCGUCCAAGGGACGUGGAGACCAUCCCCAGGGCUAGCACCAACCCCAGUAACCGCAAGGUGCGGGCCCUGGCCUUCAAUCGCAAGAACCAGGAGCUAGGAGCAGUGUCCCUAGAUGGCUAUUUCCACUUGUGGAAAGCCCGGAGCACCCUGUCUAGGCUGCUGUCCAUCAGGCUGCCCUACUGCCGGGAGAACGUGUGCCUGACCUACUGUGACGAGUUGUCCCUGUACGCGGUGGGCUCCCAGUCCCACGUCUCUUUCCUGGAUCCCCGCCAGCGCCAGCAGAACAUCCGGCCCCUGUGCUCCAGAGAGGGUGGCACCGGCGUGCGCUCCCUGAGCUUCUACCAGCACAUCAUCACGGUGGGCACUGGCCAUGGCUCCCUGCUCUUCUAUGACAUCCGCGCCCAGAAGUUCCUGGAGGAGAGGGCCACGACCAGCCUGGACUGCUCUUCUCCGGGCCCCGCAGGGAAGAAGCUCAAGCUCACCUGUGGCAGAGGCUGGCUCAACCACGAUGACCUGUGGGUGAACUACUUCGGUGGCAUGGAUGAGUUCCCCAAUGCGCUUUACACUCACUGCUACAACUGGCCUGAGAUGAAGCUCUUUGUGGCUGGGGGGCCUCUGCCUUCAGGCCUACACGGGAACUAUGCAGGCCUCUGGAGCUAAGGAUGGUGGCAGUGUUCUCUAAGUGCCCAGAUUUUCCUUCAAGUCCCCUCUCACUCUCCUUCACACUGUUUGUGCGUUUAACUCCGUAUAGAUUUUAUCCUCUGGGUAGAAAGUGCCCAGCUUACCUAUACUUAGUGGUUAGGCUGAGAGAGAGAAAGCAAAAGUGGUCUUUGGGGCAAUCAAAACUUACCUUUAAUAUUUUUCUGCACCUCUCCCAACACUACCAUCUUUUUUGCCUUCUUCUACAAAGAAUUUUGGCUAAUCCUUAAUUGUGUUCUCUCUUUGAGUGAUUCACAUAUGUUCUUUCUCUGGGCUGGUGCAGUUAUGGUUCUUAUUACAAUUCAGUACUUUUGUUUUACCAAUAUUUCAACAGUAUGUUCAGGUCUAUUACACAUUUCUGAUGAAUGGUAUUUUUGGAAAAUGUGUGCUAAAAAGUGUCUUUUGAGCUGGUCUGAGGAAUAACCCAUCAUAUAACAGAGCAGGUUGAUAGCCCUCCUCCAAUUAGAAAAUUAAUUUCAUGUUGUAGAUUGCCACCAUUUGGGCUUGUUUCAUUUGGAUGUUGGAAACUCAGUGUUUGUUGUUUGCAUAUUGUUGGUGCAUAAAAUAC
Molecule: messenger RNA, 2179 nt
Organism: Rhinolophus ferrumequinum (greater horseshoe bat)
Lineage: Eukaryota; Metazoa; Chordata; Mammalia; Chiroptera; Rhinolophidae
Gene: DCAF12L2
Product: DDB1 and CUL4 associated factor 12 like 2
Exons: 1
Coding region: 175-1572 (465 amino acids)
Cellular component (GO): Cul4-RING E3 ubiquitin ligase complex
Molecular function (GO): protein binding
Source: RefSeq, a predicted model, not a curated record